Molecule: messenger RNA, 764 nt
Organism: Cuscuta campestris
Lineage: Eukaryota; Viridiplantae; Streptophyta; Magnoliopsida; Solanales; Convolvulaceae
Source: the annotation of a GenBank genome assembly
ACUACGUACGUACAAUGAUGUCUUCUACCUCAAACGUGGUGGCCGCCGCCGUGGGAUCAUCAUCCCAAGGAGGAGCUUCUGCUGCUGCUGCUACUCCCAUUGUCCCUCCGCCGUCGCCGACGACCAUUAAGGUGGACGUUGUGGUGUCACAAGAUAUAACCACCCCCACCCCGACUGCAUGCAAGACCAUAAACGAAGCACUCACGAGAGCCCCCGCAGACGGUGUGACUCCAUUCGCGAUUUACGUAUGGCCGGGACCUACCCAGAGUACGUCACCAUCAAGAGGAGCAACGUCACCCUUCUCGGCGAUGGCAUUGGCAAGACCAUCAUCACCGGGGAUAAGAACGUUCAUGACGCCGCCGGCCGCGUGUCAACCUAUUACACUGCAACCCUCAUUGUGGAGGGAGAUGGGUUUAUUGGUUCGGGCAUAACUGUCAAGAACACGGCGGGACCGGAAAAGGAACAGGCGGUGGCGACGAGGACGAGCGCCAACCAGGCGGCAUUCUACCGAUGCAGCUUCGAAGGCUACCAAGACACUCUCUACGUCAACAAAGGGGUUCAGUUCUACAGAGAAUGCGACAUCUACGGCUCCGUCGACUUCAUCUUCUCCCAAACCGUCAAAGCAGUGUUCCAGAACUGCAGGAUUUACGCGAGAAACCCCGGUGGCUAGGGGAAGUACAACACCAUCACCGCCGACGGGAGGAGCGGCCCGAAUGAUCCGUGGGGGAUAUGCAUCUGUUAGACAAUAAUAUUAAGUAUUCCUA